UUGAAGGCCCAAAGCAACUCCCUAAAAAAAACUCCCGCUGCCUGUUUGGAUGGCCGCACGUUUGCUAAAAACCCUUUCUUUAGAACUCUCUCUCCGCACGCCGACCGACCACCCCUGCGACUUCAUCUCUGCGCUAUCUUCGGCAUGCCUUAGCAUUGGACUUCUUCAUUUUUUUAAGCAUCUCUGCCAUUAGAAUCCGGAUUCGUGCCGUUCGUUUUUGGAUUCACAGGCUUGGGUUCGCAGAUUCUCCGGCUCUUCUUGGACUGGACGGUUCUCAAAUCCGUCUCCACCCUGACCAGUUUAUCACCAGUGUGCAAUUUGACCGUCCGGAAAUCCUUCUUCCAAGUCCAAAAACCCAUAUACCCAAUACUCCAAAGCAAAGGACAGCAGGCCUGAAACUUCAUGCGCUCAUCAGAAAUUUAAUCGGACAAUCGCUACAGGCGUACAAUGCUACUCUACGUCUCUGCCUCCAUUCUAUUUCUCUAGCCGGCUAGCCGCUACUCGACACCCGACAGCCUCCUCUCUCGAAUUGAAGAAUUGGAGAUUCCGGAAUUGCAGAUCUUGGUUUUCUAUAAAUCAAAGGCGUUUAGCCAUUGAGGCGCAAAGGCGUUAAGGCGCUCGUUAUUCGCCUGAGAGGCUUAAGCCUUAUCUUCUGCUAACAAGGCCUACGCCUUAGAUUUGCUGAGGCGUUGAAUCGGCCUGGUGCGCAAGUCGGAGACGAGGCGUACGCCUCUAAUUUACGCAAAUUUUGGGCUUGUUUUUUAAAUUAUUGGGGCCUCAAUUUUAUUUUCAUCCUAAAAUUAUACCUGCUAAGUCAGCCCAAGGCUGGAUAUCAACUUAGCCAUAUCCGCUGGUCUUCCAAUCGGCAAUCGUUGGUCUUCCAAUAUCAACAAACGACUUCCAGGAGUGCUGUUCAGCUUACUGUAUCAGUCGAAUCCGUACUGAGGUGUUACAUGGUGACUGAAGAAAUUACAAAAAGAGGGGCAAAUGUGGAAAAAUCAGCAGAAUAACUGUUUAUAGCUAUACAGACGGUCAGAAUAAUAUCGGCAGAGAGCCAAGACCGCCAUUGGCGAUUAUUUGGUUAUAUUAGUUGAAAAUACGCACACCAUAGGAAAGAACGUCCGAGAGAAUGGAGAGAUUGUGUGACAUGUGUGGAAAUAUGGGGUUAAAGGAUGGCGAUGAUGGAUUCUUUUAUUGCACCCUCUGUGGCUGUCGUGCAGAUGAUGUCAUGGAUACUGCUGUUGAAGAAGCUGACACCGGUUUCGAGGGUGGGAUCUAUUCUGCGUCUCAGACACGGGCUCGUCCUAGACAAGUGGCAAGUCAGCCACCAUCUCAAUUCAUGGAUUCACAGUGCCAAUAUCUAGAGAAUGAUUGUGUGGUCAAUGGUGUUGUCCCUACUGACCCUAUAAAUGACACUGGUUCCUUGCCCGAUACUUUCACUUCUCCAGACUUCUAUUAUUCAAAUAUCAGGCUGAAGUAUAUUAUGGGCGUUCAAAUCAUGAUCCAGUUGCAGUGUAAGGCUUUGGUGGAGAAAUUUAACGUCAGCCCUUUAAUUAUUGGACUCAUUAGACCUAUUUGGCUGAGAUAUGUUGCUCAUGAAAGGAUAAUGGCUGAUGAUUGGGGAGACAAUGUUAUUAAUGAAUCAGAAUCCCAACCUGGGGAACUUGGCGAGUUCAAGAUUCAUGUUAGGCGCAAAGGAGAACCUCACAACCUUCUUGGUAAACGGUUAAUACCAUUGUGGUAUGAAUCUCUGAGAAGUAAGAUCCCAUUAUCUAGUUCUCUGGCCAUAUCAUAUCUUGUUUGUCAUUUAGCCAGGGAGGCAAUCCUGCCAACGGACAUUGUGAAUUGGGUUCUUGAAGGAAAACUUCCAUAUUUGGCUGCUUUUGUUGAAAUUGAGAAGCAACUUGGACCUCCGUCAAGGGAAUGUCCAUUAAGUUCUAGUCGUAUGUUCCGACCUAUUGAGGUUAUCUCCACACACAAGCUAGAGUCAUUUGCUGCUUCAAUUGCCCGGAGAAUAGGUUUAGAACUACCACCUGUGAAUUUCUAUGCUCUAGCUUCCCGUUAUCUGAUAGAGUUAUCUCUUCCAGUUGAAUGUAUUCUUCCUCAUGCAUGCCGUGUACAUGAGUGGUCUAUGCCUCCACAGCUUUACUUGUCUGACAAUGAAUGCAGCCUUCCAUCCCGCGUUUAUGUUAUGUCAAUAAUUAUCGUAACAAUGAGGAUUAUAUAUGACAUAAAUGGGGGGAAAUGGGAAAUGAUGUUAUCUGGACCCGAUGAUCAAUCUAUGGAUGAAAAGAGUGAUUUAGCUGAGGAGGAAGUCAAUUUUGAUGGUUCCAAACUGCUUCAGAUUCUUGAAACAAAAUAUUCAGAGCACAAGCAUAUUCAUGAUUAUGCACUAGAUCUGCCUACAUAUCUUCAACACUGUAAAGAUGUGGUUUUUGCUGGAUUAAAUUCGUCAUUGGAGGACCAUGAAGAAGAAAGUCUGAUAGAUGAACUAUGGGACCUCUAUGAAACGAGUAAGGAUGCUGAACCAUCAGAUGACCAUAAAAAGAGUGAGGAAAUCAGGGAGAGUGGAGGCGAUUUCAGCACAAUGGGUAAUUGUUCAAAGUGUCCAUUGGAUGAUUCUGAAUCACCAGUACAUGCAAGUUCUAUGAACUCAUAUAAGGAUCGGGCGGUACGGCAAAUGAAAUCAAAUAUGGAGGAAAAUCGGUUUUCUUAUCUUCCACCCAUUAAAUCCACCUUGAAGAACCAUGGUUACAUUCGAUAUGCUAGAAGGAAAGAUGGUGCCUUGAUAUAUGCUGUUCAUGCUGAUUAUUAUAUCAUACUUCGCUCAUGUGCACAAAUUGCACAAAUUGAUAUGAGGACCUUGCAUAUGGGUGUUUUGACCUUUCAGAGGUGGCUGGAACAGAUGGAAAAGAAAAUUGAUAUUUGUUUGCGUUGGAACUUCCCAGGGGACUCUUGUGAUUUUUGCUGCGAUUGAGUUUCAAGAUGAAGAUCAACGCUUCAGUCACUGAGUUUUCCAUCUCUUUUCCAUGGCCAUCAAGCAGCUCCUUGCCGGAAUGGAACAUCACGCUACAAUAUCCGCCGGCGCCAGAGAAGAAAUUGGUUACUGGAAUCAAUUAUGUGUACCAGGCAGCUUCUUUGUUCCAAAUCCAUCUCUCAAUUCCUUUGCUAAGUUAAGAAAGCUUCACUUUUUGCACAUUCAAGCAAAGCAAACAUUGGUUUUGUGAUUCUUACUAUUUCUAUAUUUUCUAUAUACAUCUUACUAAUAGGACUGCAGUUUGCAUCAUUUUCACCUCUAUAUAUGUGGAUAUUUUUAUUGCCUCUGAAAAUUGGGUGAGAUAAUUUAGUUAUGUGUACUUGAACAACAUAAAGUUAGUUUUCAUAUUCAGGCUGGAAUCAAUGCUUUGUACCAGGCAGCUUCUUUGUUUUCAAAUUCAGUUCUCGAUUCCUUUGCUAAGUUAAGGAAGCUUCAAGUUUUGUUUUUGUAAGCAAAUGAAGUAUUAGUUUUAUGGUAGAUACAGAGAGAAGCACAUUGUGGGGAUAUGUUUAGCAUUUGUGAUUAUUGUAAAAGACAUAAGCAUGCACCAGCGCCAUAUUCAAACGGUUCAUACCCACAUGGAAAACUGACCACGAGACAACAACUUUUGUCCCUAAUAAUGAACACCCAUUACCCCAACAUGUGGCUCUCAUGCCAAAAUGCAACUUUUCUUUCUUCUUUAGCUAUGGUUUGGGUCUUUGGGAACACUAAGAUUAUAAGUAGUGAAAAAUGCAAUUUUUAGUAUAACACAUUGCAAAUUUUUAGUUGGAGAAAGUGAUCAUAUCUAGUGUUUGCUUGCCUAAAAGUGUUUGUUUGCCAUUUGCCUCUGCCUAAACUGUCACUGCUUUCUUUCAGAGAUAUAAUAUGAGUAUUAU
Messenger RNA from Cuscuta epithymum, 3912 nucleotides. NCBI's taxonomy places the organism in Eukaryota, Viridiplantae, Streptophyta, Magnoliopsida, Solanales, Convolvulaceae. The record is from the annotation of a GenBank genome assembly.